GCCAAGAUGGCGGGCCAUAUUUUGAUAAUUGCUGUUGCGACGCUAUCAAUGUAUCAUGAGGUGGCAUCUCAUCAGCACGAACAUCUCAUGAUGAGGGUGAUGUUUACAGAAAAGAGAAUGGGUUGCCCGUCAGGAAGCGCUAAACAUCAGAUUGCCUCUUACUACGGCUGCUUUACCGAAUCAGAAUCAGGUCGCAUACCUAAGCAUCACACAAGAUCCAGCUACCGGAGCCGGGGAUCAUCUGUCUCUUCAAUGAGUUCUCGCUAUGGUUCUCGUUCUUCGUAUUCAACGAGCUCCCGCUAUGGGUCUAGCCCUUUAUACAGAUCGAAAUCUCGCUAUGGCUCCAGUUCCUCGCGGUACCCAACAAGUUCUCGCUAUGGCUCUCGUUCUUCGUACCCAACGAGCUCCCGCUAUGGUUCCAGCUCUUCGUAUCGAUCGAAAUCUCGCUAUGGUCCUCGCUCUUCGUAUCCAACGAGCUCCCGCUAUGGUUCCAGCUCUUCGUAUCGAUCGAAAUCUCGCUAUGGUUCACGUUCUUCGUAUCCAACGAGCUCCCGCUAUGGUUCCAGCUCUUCGUACCGAUCGCAAUCUCGCUAUGGCUCCAGUUCCUCGCGGUAUCCCACGAGUUCUCGCUAUGGUUCGAGUUCUUAUUCAUCGAGACGCCGAUCAAGAUAUCCAGCGUCAUCAAGCUCGAAAUACAAAAGAUAUGAGGCAGUGUUCUCGACCAGUAAAUACGGGUGUUAUAGUUCAUCGACAAGGACGACCAAGGUCGCCAAGAUUGGUGAAUACUACGCCUGCUUCCUUUUUUCGAAUCCAACAACAUCUCGCUAUGGUUCGAGUUCUUCGUAUCCAACGAGCUCCCGCUAUGGUUCCAGCUCUUACCGAUCGAAAUCUCGCUAUGGUUCACGUUCUUCGUAUCCAACGAGCUCCCGCUAUGGUUCCAGGUCUUCGUAUCGAUCGAAAUCUCGCUAUGGUUCACGUUCUUCGUAUCCAACGAGCUCCCGCUAUGGUUCCAGCUCUUCGUAUCGAUCGCAAUCUCGCCAUGGCUCCAGUUCCUCGCGGUAUCCCACUAGUUCUCGCUAUGGUUCGAGUUCUUAUUCAUCGAGACGCCGAUCAAGAUAUCCUUCGUCAUCAAGCUCGAAAUCCAAAAGAUAUGAGGCAGUGUUCUCGACCAGUAAAUACGGGUGUUAUAGUUCAUCGCCAAGGACGACCAAGGUCGCCAAGAUUGGUGAAUACUACGCCUGCUUCCUUUCUUCGAAUCCAACAACAUCUCGCUAUGGUUCGAGUUCUUCGUAUCCAACGAGCUCCCGCUAUGGUUCCAGCUCUUACCGAUCGAAAUCUCGCUAUGGUUCACGUUCUUCGUAUCCAACGAGCUCCCGCUAUGGUUCCAGGUCUUCGUACCGAUCGAAAUCUCGCUAUGGUUCUCAUUCGUCGUAUCCAACGAGCUCCCGCUAUGGUUCCAGCUCUUCGUACCGAUCGAAAUAUCUCCAUGGCUCCAGUUCCUCGCGGUAUCCCACGAGUUCUCGCUAUGGUUCGAGUUCUUAUUCAUCGAGACGCCGAUCAAGAUAUCCUUCGUCAUCAAGCUCGAAAUACAAAAGAUAUGAGGCAGUGUUCUCGACCAGUAAAUACGCGUGUUAUAGUUCAUCGCCAAGGACGACCAAGGUCGCCAAGAUUGGUGAAUACUACGCCUGCUUCCUUUCUUCGAAUCCAACAACAUCUCGCUAUGGUUCGAGUUCUUCGUAUCCAACGAGCUCCCGCUAUGGUUCCAGCUCUUACCGAUCGAAAUCUCGCUAUGGUUCACGUUCUUCGUAUCCAACGAGCUCCCGCUAUGGUUCCAGGUCUUCGUACCGAUCGAAAUCUCGCUAUGGUUCUCAUUCUUCGUAUCCAACGAGCUCCCGCUAUGGUUCCAGCUCUUCGUAUCGAUCGCAAUCUCGCCAUGGCUCCAGUUCCUCGCGGUAUCCCACGAGUUCUCGCUAUGGUUCGAGUUCUUAUUCAUCGAGACGCCGAUCAAGAUAUCCUUCGUCAUCAAGCUCGAAAUCCAAAAGAUAUGAGGCAGCGUUCUCGGCCAGUAAAUACGGGUGCUCUAGUUCAUCGCCAAGGACGACCAAGGUCGCCAAGAUUGGUGAUUACUACGCCUGCUUCCUUUCUUCGUAUCCAACAACAUCUCGCUAUGGUCCUCGCUCUUCGUAUCCAACGAGCUCCCGCUAUGGUUCCAGCUCUUACCGAUCGAAAUCUCGCUAUGGUUCACGUUCUUCGUAUCCAACGAGCUCCCGCUAUGGUUCCAGGUCUUCGUAUCGAUCGAAAUCUCGCUAUGGUUCACGUUCUUCGUAUCCAACGAGCUCCCGCUAUGGUUCCAGCUCUUCGUAUCGAUCGCAAUCUCGCUAUGGCUCCAGUUCCUCGCGAUAUCCCACUAGUUCUCGCUAUGGUUCGAGUUCUUAUUCAUCGAGACGCCGAUCAAGAUAUCCUUCGUCAUCGAGCUCGAAAUCCAAUGAAUAUGAGGUGGUUUUUAGAGAUGAGAGCCGCAGAUGUCAUGCAAGUCCUCACAACAACAUCAAGGUGUUUCAAAUAGGAGGGUACUUCAUUUGCGCCGCACCAAAGAGGCCAAGUUCAAGAUAUUCUAGCAGUUCUGGAUCAAGGUACCGGUCAUCAGGCAGGAGUUAUGGCUCGUCAUCCUACGGCUCUUCGCGGAGGCCAGGUUACGCGUCAUCAGGAAGUAGGUACGGCUCGUCACCCUACAGCCCUUCGCGAAGGCCUAGUUACAGGUCAUCAGGAGGGAGUUAUGGGUUGUCACGGAGAUCGAAUGCCAGAGCAGCUCGCUUCAAUUUAUAUGGGCCUCCUGGAUCAGGCUUCACAAAGGAAGACAAGAUGAAUGCAACUAGGGAAUGGCAGGCCGCGACUCAUAAGUUCAACGUCCUUAAAGCUAGGGAUGGUCCUUCAUCUCUGGAGGCUCAAGAAGCAAGAAAGGACGCCCUGGCGAAGGGUAAGAAAUACAUUGACAUUCUUCAGAAAGUUAAUGCCUACCGGCGCCAGAAGAUGAGGUCUUCUAAAUCGUCGUAUCCCAGUUCAAGUUCUAGUUACAACCGACGAUCUAGUUCCAGCUAUAGCCGGAGAUCUCAAUACGGUAGCUCCAGCCCCAGCUAUAGCAGAAGAUCUAGUUUGGGAUACGGUAGACGAUCCAGUUCCGGUGAUGGUGGUUCGAGCUCUUCCGUCUCGGGCACACAGGUCUAACUCGUCCAGCUCGUACGGAAAUUCCCGAAGAACGAGUUAUGGUAUAUGAAAUCCUAUUGGCAGUUGGCUAACUUAGCUUUGCGGUCUCAGUCCAGAAUGUGUAGGACAAAUUACGAUUACCA
Messenger RNA from Lineus longissimus, 3347 nucleotides. RefSeq names its product hornerin-like. The coding region runs from base 7 to 3225 and encodes 1072 amino acids. The transcript is spliced from 18 exons. The record is from RefSeq and is a predicted model, not a curated record. Lineage: Eukaryota; Metazoa; Nemertea; Pilidiophora; Heteronemertea; Lineidae.